This is a messenger RNA of Sclerotinia sclerotiorum 1980 UF-70, 1239 nucleotides long. RefSeq lists its product as hypothetical. Gene Ontology annotation, cellular component: inositol phosphoceramide synthase complex. Gene Ontology annotation, biological process: sphingolipid biosynthetic process; inositol phosphoceramide metabolic process. The record is from RefSeq and is a predicted model, not a curated record. Gene Ontology annotation, molecular function: inositol phosphoceramide synthase activity. The transcript is spliced from 3 exons. Bases 1 to 1239 code for a protein of 412 amino acids. NCBI's taxonomy places the organism in Eukaryota, Fungi, Ascomycota, Leotiomycetes, Helotiales, Sclerotiniaceae.
AUGGCGAAUACCUCACUUCCAGAUGGCGAACCGCAAUGGAAUAGUAAACCACAAUUCAAACUGCCAGGAUGGGCAGAACCAGUUAUCGUUGCUAGCAUCUUAUUCGGUUCUAUGAUACUCACGAGAAGACAUGGAUACAGUAUAUUCGAUAGACAGCGAAAUACAUAUGGAUUACUGGAAGAGGAACCGGAUUCCGCACGCUCAUCCGAUGAUUUGUUAACUAGAGAUUAUAUGAUUGGGAAUCGACGGGAUUCAGAUCUGGAUUCGUUGUCGACGACGAAAUUUCCUCCCAAGAAAAGGAGAUGCUGCGGAACGAAUCUUUUAACGCCGAAUACUUCAAGGUUUAAGGAUCAUUAUCACAGUAGGAUAUUACAGAAAUUCCCUUUUCUGAUCGAAAUGUUCUAUUGGAUUAUUACAUAUGCAUUUUAUCGAUGUACGAAGAUCCUGUCGCAAGCAAUGUUUUCUGAAAUGGGCAUUUGGGACGUGGCUCAGGAUCAUGGGUUAGCAAUAUUGGAAUUUGAGGAAUUCUCGUGGAUGAGCUUUUUGUGGCCGGUGAGAGAACAGGAUGUGCAGAAGUGGUUUUUAAAUGGUCAUGGGACGCUUUUGACAAUCUUGAAUCGUUCUUAUGCAUUGAUUCACAUUCCCGGUACUGUUGGAUUCAUCGCUUUUUGGUACUACGUAGCACCAUCGCAUACCACCUUCGCAACAGUCCGCCGAACAAUGACCCUUACCAAUCUUUUCGCCUUCUGCAUCUUCAUCCUCUACCCAUGCAUGCCACCACGUCUUCUUCCUCCUGAAUAUGGAUUCCUCGACAGCGUCGGCCGUAACAACGCACAAUCCGUCUGGAUGCAAGGAAACUACGUUAACUCACUCGCUGCCAUGCCUUCGAUGCAUUUCGGGUAUUCUUUCUGCAUCGGCGUCACCAUGAUCUACCAUUCCGGGGUCUUUCGUCGAAACUUAGAAACUGGCGAAGUUAGGAAGAAUAAAUUCUGGACGCUGUUUUAUAUUUUCCUAGGAGUUUCGUAUCCGCUUUAUAUAUUAAUCACGAUUGUGGCGACGGCAAAUCAUUAUUAUCUCGAUGCAUUCGUGGCGUUUUUCGUGGCCAUUGCGGCAUAUUUGUGUAAUAGAAUAUUCCUCGUCUUGCUACCGGUGGAGGAUCUAUUAUUUUGGUGUUUGAGAUUGGAGAAGCCUAUUCCAACGACGGGGGAUAGAUUUAGGAAGAGAGUUAUUCGUUCUUAG